Molecule: messenger RNA, 3389 nt
Organism: Enhydra lutris kenyoni (northern sea otter)
Lineage: Eukaryota; Metazoa; Chordata; Mammalia; Carnivora; Mustelidae
Gene: QRICH1
Product: glutamine rich 1
Exons: 11
Coding region: 259-2598 (779 amino acids)
Source: RefSeq, a predicted model, not a curated record
GUGACGUCCCCGGACCGCCGUGGCCUAGGCCUGGGGAGAAACCGACCGGCUUUACCGUCUGACUUAAGGAUCCGCUCUUCCGCGAGGCCGGCGAGAUUGCUCGUUCUUCUCGAAGAAUGCAGUGACUUGAGGCUAAUGUGCGGGGAGGGUGCUGCCCUGUUUCUGAAACUGAGCUAUAAUGUUACAAGUCUUAAGAACUCAGGACAAGCAGCAGAAAUACAUGCAACAUGGUGACUGGAACCCUAAGGACUCUGCAAUAUGAAUAAUUCCCUGGAAAACACCAUUUCCUUUGAAGAGUACAUCCGAGUGAAGGCGCGGUCUGUCCCGCAACACAGGAUGAAGGAAUUUCUGGACUCACUAGCCUCUAAAGGGCCGGAAGCCCUUCAGGAGUUCCAGCAGACAGCUACCACUACCAUGGUGUACCAACAGGGUGGGAACUGCAUUUAUACAGACAGCACCGAAGUGGCUGGGUCUUUGCUUGAACUUGCCUGUCCAGUCACCACCAGUGUUCAGCCACAAACCCAACAAGAACAGCAGAUUCAGGUUCAACAACCACAGCAGGUUCAGGUACAGGUGCAGGUACAACAGUCUCCGCAGCAGGUCUCGGCUCAGCAGCUCUCCCCGCAGCUCACGGUUCACCAGCCUGCUGAGCAGCCCAUCCAGGUCCAGGUGCAGAUCCAAGGCCAAGCACCACAGCCGGCAGCCCCUUCCAUCCAGACCCCGUCUCUGCAGAGCCCCAGCCCUUCGCAGCUGCAGGCAGCCCAGAUCCAGGUGCAGCACGUGCAGGCAGCCCAGCAGAUCCAGGCUGCAGAGAUUCCAGAGGAGCACAUCCCACAUCAGCAGAUCCAGGCUCAGCUAGUGGCUGGCCAGUCUCUUGCCGGGGGUCAGCAGAUCCAAAUCCAGACCGUGGGUGCCCUUUCCCCACCACCGUCUCAGCAGGGUUCACCCCGGGAAGGGGAACGGCGGGUUGGCACAGCCAGUGUCCUCCAGCCAGUGAAGAAGCGCAAAGUGGACAUGCCCAUCACUGUGUCCUAUGCCAUCUCAGGGCAACCGGUGGCUACCGUGCUGGCCAUUCCACAGGGCCAGCAGCAGAGUUAUGUGUCUUUGAGGCCAGACUUACUGACAGUAGACAGUGCCCACCUGUACAGUGCCACUGGGACCAUUACUAGCCCUACAGGAGAAACCUGGACCAUCCCUGUUUACUCUGCCCAGCCCCGUGGGGAUCCUCAGCAGCAGAGCAUUACCCACAUUGCCAUUCCCCAGGAAGCCUACAAUGCAGUUCACGUCAGUGGCUCACCCACGGCCCUGGCAGCUGUAAAGCUGGAGGAUGACAAGGAGAAGAUGGUGGGCACCACGUCUGUAGUGAAAAACUCCCAUGAAGAGGUAGUGCAGACCCUUGCAAACUCUCUCUUUCCAGCACAGUUCAUGAAUGGCAACAUCCACAUUCCAGUGGCUGUGCAGGCUGUGGCAGGCACCUACCAGAACACAGCUCAGACUGUCCAUAUAUGGGACCCUCAGCAGCAGCCACAACAGCAAACUCCCCAGGAACAGACGCCGCCACCGCCGCCACAGCAGCAGCAGCAGCAACUCCAGGUUACUUGUUCAGCUCAGACUGUCCAGGUUGCUGAAGUUGAACCACAGUCACAGCCACAGCCUUCCCCGGAACUUCUGCUUCCAAAUUCUCUGAAGCCAGAAGAAGGGCUUGAAGUAUGGAAAAACUGGGCCCAGACGAAGAACGCUGAGCUAGAGAAGGAUGCUCAGAACAGACUGGCACCCAUUGGGAGGCGCCAACUCUUGCGAUUCCAGGAAGAUCUCAUCUCUUCUGCUGUGGCUGAGUUAAAUUAUGGGCUCUGUCUAAUGACACGGGAAGCUCGAAAUGGAGAAGGUGAACCCUAUGAUCCAGAUGUGCUCUACUAUAUUUUCCUGUGUAUUCAAAAGUAUCUUUUUGAAAAUGGAAGGGUUGAUGACAUUUUCUCCGAUCUUUAUUAUGUUCGAUUUACUGAGUGGCUACAUGAAGUUCUGAAAGAUGUUCAGCCCCGAGUCACUCCACUUGGCUAUGUCCUGCCCAGCCACGUGACUGAGGAGAUGCUGUGGGAGUGCAAGCAGCUCGGGGCUCACUCCCCUUCCACCCUGCUGACCACCCUCAUGUUCUUUAACACCAAAUACUUCCUGUUGAAGACAGUGGACCAGCACAUGAAGCUGGCCUUCUCCAAGGUUUUGCGACAGACAAAGAAGAACCCCUCUAAUCCUAAGGAUAAAAGCACGAGUAUUCGGUACCUGAAGGCUCUUGGGAUACACCAGACUGGCCAGAAAGUUACAGAUGACAUGUAUGCAGAACAGACGGAAAAUCCAGAGAAUCCACUGAGAUGUCCCAUCAAGCUCUACGAUUUCUACCUCUUUAAAUGUCCCCAGAGUGUGAAAGGCCGGAAUGACACGUUUUAUCUGACGCCUGAGCCAGUGGUGGCCCCCAAUAGCCCAAUCUGGUACUCGGUCCAGCCUAUCAGCAGAGAGCAAAUGGGACAGAUGCUGACUCGGAUCCUGGUGAUACGAGAAAUUCAGGAGGCCAUCGCAGUGGCCAACGCAAGCACCAUGCACUGAGAUCCCUAAGCCAUGGUGCAAGGGAGAUGAUCCAGGAAAAAAAAAUGGACAGACUUUCACACUAAAGAAGAGGCCUCCGUUUUUUUCUUUUUCUUUCUUUUUUUUUUUUUUUUAAAUUGGUGUAGUUAUGAAGCCUUUCAGACUGCUUCUGUUUAAAAUGUAAAAGGAAAUGUAAAAGGACGCCUCCUGUGCGUCACCGUAAAUCUGCCGCAGCAGAUUCCUCAGCCCGUGGGGACUCUGGGUUUCCUGAAAGCCAGAUGUCCUAGAAAGUUGCUGGCUGGCUUUUUCUUUUUUGUCUGGGGCCUGGGGAAAGGGCUCGGACUGUUAGGAGAAAUGUGGCCCCUUCCCUUACUCCAGAAAGAUGGAAUUAGUGACGGACCCUCCAGGGAAUCUCCCCAGCUGGCUUCCACUCUGACUGGCAGACGUCGCUGACCACAGGGGAGCCAUGGUCUUUUCUUUCUUCAUGCUCAGACAUAAACUUAGCAUCUUAAUGGAAGGAAAAUGAGGGGAACUUCAAUUAUGAUUUGUUAAAGACAAUUUCUAUUACACCCUCCUUUCUGACAAGUGACAUUUUAGAUGUUAAAGUAAAAACUUUACCAUGCCUUUUUUUUUUUCUUUUUCUUUUUUUUUUUUUUUUUUGGCCUGACAUUGAGGCCUUAAACCUGAGGCUCCUGUGCCUGAUGGAAUUCUUGUAACAUACACUCGUGUAUCAUAUAAAGAUACCACUCUGUUUCUCUUAUGUAUUCUUAAUCUAGUUGUUUAUUAAGAAUGACAAGCACGUCUUUUCAACA